Molecule: messenger RNA, 444 nt
Organism: Stylonychia lemnae
Lineage: Eukaryota; Ciliophora; Spirotrichea; Sporadotrichida; Oxytrichidae
Source: the annotation of a GenBank genome assembly
AUGUACUAACUUUCAUAAUAAUUUAGAAUAUAGAGAAUUUACGAUAAUUAGCCACAGCAAAACUAAUAGGAAAUAGAUAGAGAUAGAGAAAUAGCUUUGAAGUAUAUGAAAGAGAGAAUAUUGCAUCCAGAUGAAAGAGAUAUGCUAGUUUGGAAUCUAGUCACUGAUGUACCUCUGAUCAGAUCUCCAUGGCAAUACCUUUGUUUUAUUCUUAAUGUUAUUAUUCCAGAAAAGUGGUCUAAGACUUUAUUCAUGGUAGGCAUAUUCUAACUACUGUUAGCUUAUUUGAUAAUUGGCUGGGCAUUCUCAAUCUAUUGGGGAAUUCUUAUUGUGAGAAAGAGUUGGGAAGAUAAAAAAGAAUUAGAGUUGUUCUUGUAAAAGACAUAGCUAAGAAGUGAUCAAGCAUCAGCAGCUAACUAGAACUAGAAUCAGAAUAGAAGAUGA